UUGAUGAUUUACACAACUCUCCAUUGCUAAAAGAUUGAAUCUUUGAAGAGCUUCAUGCUUAGGCCUACGGGUUUCAUUUAAGCUUUGUUUAUUGUAUUGUUGUGGAGUCUGUAGGCUCUAGUUAUGAAACCACUUGUGUAGUUGAACUUUGUCUUCAUGUCUUGAAUUGGAAGAGUUUCAGUCACAAAGGCUUCUUGUAAGAGGAUAAAGACUUGUUCUUGUUCUUUGCUAGAUAUCUGCUGUGUGUUUUGCUCACCUUAUGAUUGCUACUUGCAAUGGUGUUCAUCUUCUUGAACUCCUUUUGCUUGCAGUGGAUUUCAGAAUUGAUAAUGGUGAUGCUGCUGCUGGGAUGAUGAUGGGACAUAAUGAAAUGGGUGAAAGCUCCGGUCAAGCAAUGAUUGAGCAAGAUGAAGAAAACCAUAACGAGAUUGGUGAACACUCUGGUGAAGAAAUGACUCUCGAGCAAGAUGAGAAAGUAGAUCCGGACUCUAUCCCUCUGGAAGUUGCAGAUAUGGCGGAUGAGCCUUUUGUUGGUCAGGAGUUUGAAUCUGAAGCAGCCGCACACGGGUUUUACAAUGCUUACGCUACAAAAGUAGGGUUCGUCAUCCGUGUUAGUAAACUGUCACGGUCAAGGCAUGAUGGGUCUCCCAUAGGAAGGCAGCUUGUUUGUAACAAGGAAGGGUACAGGUUGCCUAACAAGCGGGACAAGGUUAUUAGACAAAGAGCUGAAACAAGGGUUGGAUGUAGAGCAAUGAUCUUGAUUAGAAAAGAAAGUUCAGGUAAAUGGGUGAUCACAAAGUUUGUCAAGGAGCAUAAUCAUCCUUUGAUGCCUGGAAGGGUUCGAAGAGGUUGCAUCUAUGAUCAAUAUCCGAAUGAGCAUGACAAAAUCCAGGAGCUGAUGCAGCAGCUAGCUGCAGAGAAAAAGAGAGCCGCUACUUACAAAAGGCAUCUGGAGAUGCUCUUUGACCAUAUCGAACAGCACAAUGAAGGCCUUACUAAAAGAAUCCAACACAUAGUAGACAAUGUGAGGGAUCUGGAACAGAGAGAUCGUCAACAGAACCAAGUAUAGUCUAUUUUUGGUCUCAGGUUCUUCCUUGUUCAUUUUUUACCAGUUUGAUUUAGGAGAUAGAUCUUCUCUUCUGUGUUCCCUAUAUCCUCUCUUUUAAUAAAUAUUUUUCUUGUCAAAAUACAAAAGAGCUUGCAAUCGCCUUCAACAAAGUUUUG
Brassica oleracea var. oleracea is the source of this 1224-nucleotide messenger RNA. RefSeq names its product protein FAR1-RELATED SEQUENCE 6-like. The record is from RefSeq and is a predicted model, not a curated record. NCBI's taxonomy places the organism in Eukaryota, Viridiplantae, Streptophyta, Magnoliopsida, Brassicales, Brassicaceae. The coding region runs from base 260 to 1069 and encodes 269 amino acids. The transcript has 2 exons.